Molecule: messenger RNA, 17242 nt
Organism: Coregonus sp. 'balchen'
Lineage: Eukaryota; Metazoa; Chordata; Actinopteri; Salmoniformes; Salmonidae
Source: the annotation of a GenBank genome assembly
AUUUGGAAAAUGAGGUUGACACCCUCAAAUCUCAGCCAACAGGCAAGUCAGACGACUCCGUCAUACAGGUUUGUUGUCUUAAAUUGUUACAUGAGAAAAUGAAUAAGCUGCUGUUGAAGUGCUUUGAGUGUUUGUUUGUAAGUAAUGUGUUUUCCAUUCUAUUCUAUUCUGUGGUAUUCUAUUCUGUUCUACCAGGAGCUGACCGAGAGGAUGAGUGCCUUGCUGCUGGAGAGGGCUGAGACCCAGCAGAGUGCAGUGUUACUGCGGAAGGACAAUGAGAAGAUCAAGCAGCGGGAACAGGUGAACUGUAGUAGACCAUGUUAUGGGUCUGUGAAGGCCAGACCAGUGGUCACUUACCCUAGUCCUGGAUAGCUGCAGGGUGUUCAGCCUUUUGUUCCAGUCCAGUUCUAACUUUAUGUUUUCUGUUGAAUAUGACCAGGACGCAGUAAGGAAACUGGCCACCCUGCAGGGAGAGUUGAACCAGGCCAAGGAAGACCACCAGAAAAAGAUGGCCACUUUUGAGAAGGCCAUGCACGUAUCCCAGGCCAAACACAAAGAAGAAGUCAAAUUCUUUCAGAGUUUUCUGAGAGAGAAAGACGAGAGUGACAGAGAGAAAGAAAAGCAGAGGGAAAGCAAAAAGGAAGAUACAAACGAUAGUGGAGAAGCUGUUAGUCACAGCCUGGAGUUGCAGAUCCUGAGUCUGCAGACGGAGCUAGCUGCAGCCGUGGAGCGAAGCGCCCAGGAGGCUGCAGCGCUGCAGGAGGACCACCAGAAGGCACAGACAGAGGUUAGUUCAAAAGUAGAGUAAGAAAAAUUUCACAAAAGAAAUACCCUCACACUGUUGUAAGCCGACAGCUGACAAAGACCUUCUGGUCUAAAUGUUGCAAUAAACUGUAUGUGUGUUUCUUUUUCUUUUAGGCCCAGCAGGAAGUAGAGAACCUACGAGAGGAGUUGGCCCAGCAUAGCAUGCAACAUGAAGAGGAGCUGAGAGCUCUGGAGAAGGACUUUGAGAUGGAGAGAGAGAGACUGCUAUUCCUCCAAGAGGAACUCAGUGAGCAGCUCGCUCUCAAAGACAGGUGGGUCUUACUGCUACACAUUGGUGUUGGACAAGAUAUUGGUGUUGGAUGACAUGAGAUGUAGACUGUACAGUAAAACGCUUUGAGACACUUUAAAAAGUGCUUCAUUAAUCCAAUCUUCUUCCUCUUCUUGUUAUGACAGCUUCCUGCAGGAUGUGCAGGAGGAAGAGGAGGAGCCUAGCGGCCGCAGCUCAGGAAUAGCCAGGAUGUUGGAGCUGUCUGGUUUAAGUCAGAUUGAUGCCAGUGAUGGAGAGACGGAGACUGGACAGCUCCGAUCCGCCUUGGAGGACCUACAAUCCCAGAAUACCAUGCUGCAAGAUGAACUGACCUUCCUGGGCAAUGUGAAAACUCAACUGGAGGCGGAGCUUGAUAGGGUGAGGGAGGAGUUUCAGACAGAGAAGGAGGAGCUAGAGUUUAAGAUCGAUGAGUUGCUGAUGACACAGGAAGGUGCGACCCCUGACCUGAAUAUGACCACUUACCGAGACCCUCUGAGCCCGGCAACCCCCAAGUGUGACCUUCAGGAGGUUCCAGCCCUCACUCAGCUCCAGCAGAGCGGGCCACAGAGAGAACCAGCGUACAGCCUGCCUGCCAGCUCUGCUAGCCCCUCCAGUCCCAGACAGAGCUUGUCCAGCCCUGUCCCUGACACAGACCACCAGAGCUUGACCCUGGAUGAACAGCAGAGACUGAUCCUGGAGGUCCAGGAGCUGAGGGCCCAGUGUGAGACCUUAGCUAGAGAGAAUACCCAGGCGGUGGGUGAAUGUGAGUCUCUAGCCAAAGAGAGGAGCCAGGCGGUGGCUGGGUACGAACACACCAGAGACAUCCUGAGAGGCCUGGAGACUGAGCUAGGUCAGAGGACCGGGGACUUCGUCAGACAGUAUGAAGCUAUGAAGGAACAGGGGACGUCAGCGAUCCAGGAGCUACAGGAGAGAGUCAGAGGGCUAACUGAGGAGAGAGAGAGUCUGGUGGAGAAGGUGAGAGUGCUGAAUGAAGACAGAGCGAGCCUGCUGGAGAAGGUCCAGGGCCUGGAGAAGAGGCUGGAGAGCUUCCUGGAGCAGACACAGGCAGCCAAGGGGCUGAAGGAGCAGCUGCAGAUGUCUUUGGAGGAGAAGACAGAUUUAGCUCUCGAAUUAAAGUCCUCUCUGGAGGAGAAGACUGUGUUAGCCUCUGAGCUAAAGGCCUCUCUUGAGGAGCAGACAGCGUUAACCCUCGAGCUAAAGGCUUCAAUGGAGGAUCUGAGCAGGCAGAACGGGGAGAUCCUCUCUCAGCUACAGAUGAAGGAGAGUGCUGUUCAGGAGUUAGAGGAGACACUCAAUGUGGUGAGCACAGAGAGAGACCGAACACUGUCAGCACUGCAGGACAGAGAGAUGGGGGUGGUGAGGCUGAGGGAGGAGAGGGAGGUGGAGGAGAGUCAAGGCCAAAGAGAAAAGGAGGCUGAGCUACAGGCUCGUAUAGAGGAGCUGGAGAAGGAGAGGAGCCUGCUAAAGAGCAGCCUAGGGGAGGUGCAGAAGGAGAGGUCUGAGGAGGUGCAGGGGAGCCCAGGGGAGGAGGUGGAGGAGCUGCAGGCUCGUAUAGAGGAGCUUGAGAAGGAGAGGAGCCUCCUGAAGUGUAAUCUGGGGGAGCUGGUGGGGGAUACUGAAGCUCUACAGAGAGACCUGGGAGAGAUGAAAGUGGCCAAUGAGAAGAUGAGAACAGAGAACCAGGAACUGCUGGCCCAGGUCAGCAAGGCUACAGAGACACUGGCAGACAAAGAGAGGGAGCAGAAGGAGGAAGAACAAGCGGAGAGGAGAGAGCUACAACAGCAGCUAACAGAGAAGGACAAAGUCAUAUCUCAGCUGAAGAGUGAGAUUGCUGUCCUACAGGUGAGUGCUUCUUCUGUCAGUGUCUUCAAGUUUGUUACAGCGACUGCUGAGGUAUCUUUCAUUAGUUCUACAGAUUUACUUUUCCUCUCCCUCCACUUCCCUGUCUCUCUCUUCCUCCCUCUCUCCCCCCAACAGUCUACAGCCUCCACUGUGUCAGAGGAGAACACAGCCAGUGAGUUCACUGAGAAAAUCGGUACGUUCCUAAUUACUACUGUAAUGGAGAGGUCCAGAACAGGAAAGUGUGUGUGUGAUACUAUGACCAGUAAACACAGAUGAGCAGUACUAACAAUGUCAUGCCUGUUUUCUUCUUUCUAGGUGAUUAUUAAGCUCAUAUAAGAAUGACAGAUACAAAGUGCCAAUCAUUAAGGGAUUCUGAUUCUGCCAGUGAUCUGUGUGUGAUGAUGUCUCUGUGUCCUCUUUCGAUUCCAUCCCCCCAUCCCUUCAUCGCAGCCCUGCUGGAGAAGGAAAGAAAAGAGAAGGAUGAGAGGAUGAAUAAGAUCAAGGCUGUGGCUGUGAAAGCCAGGAAGGAGCUGGACACCAGCAGGAAAGAGGCUGUGUCUCUGAAGGAGGAAAGGGAGGUGUUGAAGGCUGAGAGAGAGAGAGUAACCUGCUCUAUGAAAGACAUCAUCCAUGGAGCAGAGGGAUACAAGGUACUCAAUAAGGAGCUUUCUGUUUGUGUUUCAGUUAGUAAUGCAAAACAGCCACAUUAAAUGGGUUCAUUCGGUUGUCUUUAUGAAUUGGCUUUGUGAGCCAAUAGAGAUCAAAUCACUCUGCCCAGUGUAAUGGGAGUUUUGUUCCAGACCUGAAUGGAUGGAUACCCUGUCACUGUGUAGAACAGGCAGCUUGAUAUAGUAUGUGUUAUUCUGCAUUGAACUGUACAAUGCCUACUCAAUAAUGAAUGUGUUUUAAUAUUUCAUUUGUGUGUUACAGAACUUGCAGCUGGACUACGACAGGCAGACAGAGCAGCUGGAUAAGGAGAGAGAGAAGGUUGAGGGAGCUGAGAAACAGAUCUCAGAGCUGACCAAACGACUCAACACCGCUGUACAACAGGUAUCACAUACACUGUUCUAGGAAUUUACAGGUGCAAAAGAGAAGAGCAGUCGCAGAUACAUUCAAUCAUAAAUCAAUCAGGUUCAUUACAAGUUGCAACAGGAAGACACCUCCAGCACAGAAGCAGAGAAAAUGUCUAACUGGCUUCUUGGAGAUAGGCCCGUUAUAUACUAAUCAGACAGCACAAAGUGUACUGUAAACACCAGCCAGAGAGGCUUGUAGGAAGUCAAAACAAAGGGCAGUGACUAUAACAGCUGCUACAGAAUCAGUGUUUCACAGAAUACAGUAAUAAUCAGUAUGUCCUCGGUCCUUAUACCUCCAGUCUGGCGUCAAUCACUAUCAACAGAUAUGAGUUGAAUCCAUAACAUACAGCAUCAGAUCUAGUGACCAUCAACCGAAGUGUUACAAACAGAACACUGGAAAUCAUGUGUACUACAGAAAGAGAAAAUAUAUAAAUAUGCUAAACAUUGUGUUAACUCUAAACUGAAUAUUAACUUUAUUCAUCUUAAAUAUUCCCAUGACAUACACCAAUGACUUGAAGUCUUUAGUUUAGUGCACAUCAAUCAGUUAAUGUGUGUGUGUGGGAUGAGAGUAAAAGCCAAUUUAUGCUUGCUCUGGGAAUGUAUUCCGGAGGCUCAUUACAGAGGGUGUGACGCACAAAAAAAUAAAAAUAAAAUUCGAGCUCCUUACUGCAUCGCCGUGCGCCUCACAAAUAUUCCCAUUACACACACACACACAACAGUCCCACACACAAACCAUGCUCAGUCUUCCAGCGUGCUCAACCAGACUGACAAUUUCCCCCUCAGUACAAAUAUAAACUAUCCAUUAGUUAAUUAUUUCCAUUCCACUUCUUAUGAUAUUAUCAUCUCCUCCUAAUUGUCUUUCUAGUGAAGUAAUGGAGUGUGUGUAAAUAAACCAGUGUCUGGUUCCAUCUGGUGUUGUAGCGUUGUCUCUACUGAGGGAGAUGCUGGUCAUGGCUGUGUGAGCUGAGAGCUCCCCUGGGACUGCAGACUGGAAGUACAGACAGAGAAACUCAAAAUAGUGUCUGAACAGUGUCUGAGACUUCCCUGGAUGUCUUUAUGUUAGAUAUGUUGAAGUGUAUUCUCUAUCCCUGGCUGGCUGAUUAUAUGGCCAAGGGGACUGGUGAUUGUCAAGAACUCUUGAGUGAAGUUUUCUUAAAUGUAUGUUUUUCUGUGUGUCCAGCAUGAGCAGCUGUGGUUGGAGAGAGAGGACCUGAUGACUGGGAUGGAGACUCUGAGGAGCAUGGUGAGACAGAUGGAAGGACAGACAGCAGAGCUACACAGACAGACAAACACCCUGAACAGAGACCAUCAGGCUGAGAGACUACUGAAGGAACAGAAGACAAAGGUGUGUGUGUGCGUGCGUGCGUGCGUGCGUGCGUGCGUGCGUGCGUGCGUGCGUGUACGUGUACUAUGUUAACUCUGUUUGUGUCUCCAGGAACUGUCGUCGUUGCAGAAGGAGGUAGAGGAGUUGACAGCUCAGCUCCGCAGACAGAAGCAGCAGUCUCAACAGACAACACAAGAGCUGGAGCAGCUACGCAAGGUACACACAUACACACACACACGGCAUGGCCACUCAAAUAAAGAGCUGGUGAAGCCCUUCCUUCUAACCCUCACUGGGAGUUGUGUGUCGUGUUGCCUCUAGUCCUAAAAAACAACUCUCAGACUCUAGAAGGAUGUCAAAGUAACGUUUUCCCCUCAAGCACUGGAAGCUGCUUUUCCAUUACUCAUACUAAGAUGUCUAGAAACAUGAUUCAGUGUGUGUAUGUUGCGGUGCAGUGUGAAUCUAUUGUGAAUAUGUGUGUGUUUUGUCCUUCCAGGAGGCCCAGCAGAGCUCGUUGUUGGACAUGGAGAUGGCAGACUAUGAACGCCUGGUCAAAGAACUCAACACCAAACUGUCAGAGAAAGAUGUGUGUGUGGAGGAGCUGAAAACACAAAUACACACACACACUCAGAAAGAAGAAACACUCAACCAGAAGAUUGGUACGCAGACAUUUAUACAUUUUUACAUUUUAGUCAUUUAGCAGACGCUCUUAUCCAGAGCGCAUACAUUUUAAUACUUUUUUCGUACUGGUCCCCUGUGGGAAUUUAACCCACAACCCUAGCGCUUGGCCAUGCUCUACCAACUGAGCUACAUGGGACAUUUAUCACACCAAUCACUACCAUUCGCCCCACUGACAUAGUUCUCUUACAACUAACCUACUAAAACGGCACUAAAUCAGGUUACAGUAGAACAAAAUCCUUUACGUUUCUAUAAUGGGUUUCAUUCAUUAUAAUGAUGCCCUUUAAUGCAUUUCUGUAUUAUUUCAUUCCUGAAACGUGUGAUCCUCCAGAGGGUCUGAAGUCCCAGCUGGAGCAGGGGGAGGACAAGAGCUCCAAGAUGAAACAGCUGCUGGUGAAAACCAAGAAAGACCUGGCGGACGCAAAGCGACAGGUCAGACCCCAGGAACCACUUUGUUGUGUUCCCCUUACUGCUUUCCCCUAUGUGUGACGUCACUACUGUAUUAUAAUGAAUGUUGACAGUGUUAGGUUACGUUAAUACAUUGUAGGAGCCUAGUUGGGGUUGCCUUAGAAACACUCACAUUGUAGUGUGUGUUUGUAAGCGCAUGUGUGUUUGUUUGUGCAGGAAGCCUCUCAGAUGAUGACCCUUGCCUCUCUGAAGGGAGAACUGGAGACCCACCAACAGCAGCUAGAGAACAGUAAGAUCCAGUGUUGUGACCUGUCUGGGGAGCGCCACAGGCUGCAGGAGCAGCUGAGGACUCUGACGGAACAACAGCAGAGAACAAGCAGCUCCCUGCAACACCGACUGACCACGCUACAGCAGGAGGCCAACACUGCCAAGGUAUACACUACUGUUCAAAAGUUUGGGGUCUCUUAGAAAUGUCAUUUUUUUGUCCAUUAAAAUAAUAUCAAAUUGAUCAGAAAUACAGUGUAGACAUUGUUAAUGUUGUAAAUGGCUAUUGUAGCUGGAAACGGCUGAUUUUUAAUGGAAUAUCUACAUAGGCGUACAGAGGCCCAUUAUCAGCAACCAUCAGUUCUGUGUUCCAAUGGCACGUUGUGUUUGCUAAUCCAAAUGUUUCAUUUUAAAAGGCUAAUUGAUCAUUAGAAAACCCUUUUGCAAUUAUGUUAGCACAGCUGAAAACUGUUGUGCUGAUUUAAAUAAGCAAUAAAACUGACCUUCUUGAGACUAGUUGAGUAUCUGGAGCAUCAGCAAUUGUGGGUUCGAUUACAGGCUCAAAAUGGUCAGAAACAAAUAACUUUCUUCUGAAACUCAUCAGUCUAUUCUUGUUCUGAGAAAUGAAGGCUAUUCCAUUCGAGAAAUGGCAAAGAAACUGAAGAUCUCGUACAACGCUGUGUACACUACCGGUCAAAAGUUUUAGAACACCUACUCAUUCAAGGGUUUUUCAUAAUUUUUACUAUUUUCUACAUUGUACACAUAUGGAAUCAUGUAGUAACCAAAAAAGUGUUAAACACAUCAAAAGAAAAUGGAGAUUUGAGAUUCUUCAAAUAGCCACCCUUUGCCUUGAUGACAGCUUUGCACACUCUUGGCAUUCUCUCAACCAGCUUCACCUGGAAUGCUUUUCCAACAGUCUUGAAGGACUUCCCACAUAUGCUGAACACUUGUUGGCUGCUUUUCCUUCACUCUGCGGUCCGACUCAUCCCAAACCAUCUCAAUUUGGUUGAGGUCGGGGGAUUGUGGAGGCCAGGUCAUCUGAUGCAGCACUCCAUCACUCUCCUUCUUGGUAAAAUAGCCCUUACACAGCCUGGAGGUGUGUUGGGUCAUUAUCCUGUUGAAAAACAAAUGAUAGUCCCACUAAGCCCAAACCAGAUGGGAUGGCGUAUCGCUGCAGAAUGCUGUGGUAGCCAUGCUGGUUAAGUGUGCCUUGAAUUCUAAAUAAAUCACAGACAGUGUCACCAGCAAAGCACCCCCACACCAUAACACCUCCUCCUCCAUGCUUUACGGUGGGAAAUACACAUUCGGAGAUCAUCCGUUCACCCACACCGUGUCUCACAAAGACACAGCGGUUGGAACCAAAAAUCUCACAUUUCCACCGGUCUAAUGUCCAUUGCUCGUGUUUCUUGGCCCAAGCAAGUCUCUUCUUCUUAUUGGUGUCCUUUAGUAGUGGUUUCCUUGCAGCAAUUUGACCAUAAAGGCCUCAUUCACGUAGUCUCCUCUGAACAGUUGAUGUUGAGAUGUGUCUGUAACUUGAACUCUGUGAAGUAUUUAUUUGGGGCUGGUAACUCUAAUGAACUUAUCCUCUGCAGCAGAGGUAACUCUGGGUCUUCCAUUCCUGUGGUGGUCCUCAUGAGAGCAAGUUUCAUCAUAUCUCCCGAGUGGCGCAGUGGUCUAAGGCACUGCAUCGCAGUGCUAGCUGUGCCACUAGAGAUCCUGGUUCGAAUCCAGGCUCUGUCGUAGCCGGCCGUGACCGGGAGACCCAUGGGGCGGCGCACAAUUGGCCCAGCGUCGUCCAGGGUAGGGGAGGGAAUGGCCGGCAGGGACGUUGGUAGAGCAUGGCGUUUGCAACGCCAGGGUUGUGGGUUCGUUUCCCACGGGGGGCCAGUAUGAAAAAUAUAAAAAUAAUGUAUGCACUCACUAACUGUAAGUCGCUCUGGAUAAAUGGCUUCAUGGAUUUCCCAUCAGUAGAGUUUGAGUGUGCAGCUUUUCUAAAUGGUUGAAACCAAAUCGUAUUAUUUCCCUGGGGUCUAGUGGGUGAUAAUGAACGUUACUGUCUGGCUCCACGGUAGAGGAAGUGCUGCUGGGUUGCCUACUUCCAGGACCUACACACUAACACUGUACUAUUCACUACAAUAUCUAAUCAUUGACACACACACACACACACACACACUAUACAGCAGGGGUUGGCAACAGGCGGGCCAAAUACAUUUUGGGGGGGAAGUUUUGUUUGCGGGAAAAAAAAGACAAAUCACCAGGAAUUCAGCAGAUUUUUUUUUACUAAACAAACAAAAUAGAGACGUGAUCGUGUCUCAAAUGUAAUCAAGGUAAAUUAUUGUUAUUUUCGAAUACAAUCUCUUUUUGGGCUUAGUUGUGGUCAAUUUGCAGUGUACAAAUUAUUAUAAUUACAGUGCCUUCAGAAAUUAUUUAUACCCCUUGACUUAUUCCACAUUUUGUUGUGCCUGAAUUCAAAAUGGAUAAAAUAUAUUCUUUAAAUCUCACCUAUCUACACACAAAACCCCAUAAUGGUAAAGUGAAAACAUGUUUUUAGACAUUUUUGCUAAUUUAUUGAAAAUGAAAUACAGAAAUAUCUAAUUUACAUAAGUAUUCACACCCAUGAGUCAAUACUUUGUAGAAGAACCUUUGCCAGCGAUUACAGCUGUGAGUCUUUCUGGGUAAGUCUAAGAGCUUUCCACAUUGCUAGACAACCAUUUUCAGGUUUUGCCAUACAUUUUCAAGUAGAUUUAAGUCAAAACUGUAACUCGGCCACUGAGGAACAUUCACUGUCUUCUUGGUAAACAACUCCAGUGUAGAUUUGGCCUUGUGUUUUAGGUUAUUGUCCCGCUGAAAGGUGAAUUCAACUCCCAGUUUUCCUCUAGGAUUUUGCCUGUGCUUAGCUCCAUUCCGUUAAUUUUUCUAUCCUGAAAAACUCCCCAAUCCUUAACUAUUAAAAGCAUACCCAUAACAUUAUGCAGCCACCACUAUGCUUGAAAAUAUGGAGAGUGGUACUCAGUAAUGUGUUGUAUUGGAUUUGCCCAAAACAUAACACUUUGUAUUCAGGACACAAAAUGAAUUGCUUUGCCACAUUUUUUGCAGUAUUACUUUAGUGCAUUGUUGCAAACAGGAUGCAUAUUUUGGAAUAUUUCUUAUUCUGGACAGGCAUCCUUCUUUUCACUCUGUCAAUUAGGUUAGUAUUGUGGAGUAACUACAAUGUUGUUGAGCCAUCUUCAGUUUUCUGCUAUUACAGCCAUUAAACUCUGUAACUGUUUUAAAGUCACCAUUGGCCUCAUGGUGAAAUCCUUGAGCGGUUUCCUUCCUCCGGCAACUGAGUUAGGAAGGACGCCUGUAUCUUUCUAGUGAUUGGGUGUAUUGAUAAGCCAUCCAAAGUGUAAUUAAUAACUUCACCAUGGUCAAAGGGAUAUUCGAUGUCUGCUUUUUAAAUGUUUACUUAUCUACCAAUAGGUGCCUUUCUUUGCGAGGCAUUGGAAAACCUCUGGUCUUUAUGGUUGAAUCUGUGUUUGAAAUUCACUGCUCAACUGAGGGUCCUUACAUUGAGGGUCCUUAAUUAUAUAUAUUGGGUACAGAGAUGAGGUAGUCAUUCAAAAAUCAUGUUAAACACUAUUGCACACAGAGUGAGUCCAUGCAACUUUUUGUGAGUUAAGCAAAUUUUUACUCCUGAACUUAUUUAGGCUUGCCAUAACAAAGUGUUUGAAUACUUAUUGACUCAAGACAUUUCAGCUUUUCAUUUUUUAUUAAUUUGUAAACAUUUCGAAAAACAUAAUUCCACUUUGGCACUAUAUGUUCCAGCCCCGCGACCAUUUGCUCCGACAAAAACCGUCCUGAUGCUGAAUCUAGUUGCCUACCCCUGCUAUACACCGUCAUAUUUAUAGCUGCUGAUCUGCAGAAACACACCUAAUUGUACUUCAGGGUGAAAAUAGAGAUACCGGUACCACGUAAUAUGUGUGCUGACAAACAGUUUGUUAAGCAUUGAAUUAAUGAAAACUUAAAUCAAUGUGUGGUGUGUAUUUUGUUUCCAGGCUGAGCUGUCAUCUGUCACUACUGAGUUUGACAGCUAUAAGGUCAGAGUUCACAAUGUCCUCAAACAGCAGAAGAACAAGAGUUCAGCCCAGAGCGACGGACACGCCACCAAACAGGAGAGGUAUAGGGACAGAUACUGUGUGUGUGUUAUAUGGUGACAUAUUUGAUGUGUGUGUUAUAUGAUAAUAAUGUGUGUGUCACAGGGACCAGAUGGAGUCCAUGGUGGACCAGUAUAAAGCCAAGCUGCAGGUCAGUCAGCAGACUCUGGCGGUGAGCACUGCAGAGUUCCAACAGCUCCAGAUGGAACACGACACACUGCUGGAACGACACAACAAGAUACUGCAGGAGACCGUCACUAAAGAGGCUGAACUCAGAGAGAGGUGUGUGGAGGAGGAGUAACCUUGCAUGAAGUCUUGUAUUAGCUCCCAGAGCUCAUGCCAAGACUUUAGCUCAGUGGGUUAACGUUUCCCAUCCCUCCUUCUUCUUUAUCCCCCCCCCCCACCUCCAGACUCCUGUCUCUCCAGGCGGAGAGUAUGUCACUGCGGACAGAGCAUGCCCAGACGGUGGGUCAGCUUACCUCCCAGGCCGACUCCCAACGUUCAGGGUUCCGGGAGCAGAUCCGCCACCUUCAGGACGAACACAGAACUACAGUAGAGACCCUGCAGAACCAGACGACCAGGCUGGAGAACCAACUAUUCACAUUGCAGAACCAGACCAGUAAGACCGGAGAGGCUGAUGAUUGGGUUGAGACUGUUAAAGAAUAGAGUGAGGUUUUGGAGAGGAUAAGAGUGGAAAAGAGAGGAGGGGGGUGAGUGUUGGGUUAGAGAGGCAGCAGAGAGUGAGAAGGGGAUAGAGGCCAGGGGAAAGGUAGAGAGAGGGGUUGUGAGUUGAGUAUGAGAGAGCAGAGCUGAUAGAGCUAAUAUAUCACCUCCCACACAGCUGCCCUCUGGAGCCACUCCGAGUAAACACACACACUCCAUCUAUCUCUCUCUCUGUCUUUUGAUCUUACUCGUCUAGUGUCGUAGUACAGCUGUUUAAAGAUGGGAGAGAGAGGAGACUUCCUUCAUCUCAGGCUGGCCAGGUGUUAGUGUGAAGGCUAUAAAGAGCCCAUCCAGCCCUGCUCUGCCCGCCCCUCUGGGUAGCACCAGCACACUGGCAUCUGGAGAGCCUGGUCGUUAGUGCCACCCUAACACAAGAGUUGGGCGCAGUCGCACUUCUGGAGACAGCAAGGCUGGAUCCCUUCCUAUAAUCACAUCAUAUAAUUACAUCAUAUAAUCACAUCCUUGUCUCUCUUCCUUCAUCUGCACUGAACUUUAAACGGUUGAAGAUUUGAUUUGAAUCUUAAAGCGAAAAUUAUGUUAACUUCAAGUGCAAAUUAGGGCCAAGAGGUUCCAGAGAGACUCCAUCACUGUGUGUGUGUUCUCUAGGGUGUGAAGGGCAGGGCGGGCUGCAGGUGGUUCUACCCACACGUCUCUCACUCUCUCUCAGUCCAUCAAUCAGACACCGUCUGCCCACCGGAACCCGCCCUAUCUCUUUCUCUACCUCUGUCUCUCUCUCUCACACACACAAACCUACAGUUGAAGUCGAAAGUUUACAUACACCUUAGCCAAAUACAUUUAAACUUAGUUUUUCACAAUUCCUGACAUUUAAUCCUAGUAAAAAUUCCCUGUCUUAGGUCAGUUAGGAUCACCAAUUUAUUUUAAGAAUGUGAAAUGUCAAAAUAAUAGUAGAGAGAAUUAAAUAUUUUAGCCUUCCACAAGCUUCCCACAAUAAAUUGGGUGAAUUUUGGCCCAUUCCUCCUGACAGAGCUGGUGUAACUGAGUCAGGUUUGUAGGCCUCCUUGCUUGCACACACGUUUUCAGUUCUGCCCACAGAUUUUCUAUAGGAUUGAGGUCAGGGCUUUGUGAUGGCCACUCCAAUACCUUGACUUUGUUGUCCUUAAGCCAUUUUGGCACAACUUUGGAAGUAUGUUUGGGGUCAUUGUCCAUUUGGAAGACCAAUUUGCGACCAAGAUUUAACUUCCCGACUGAUGUCCCUCCUGUAGCUCAGUUAGUAGAGCAUUGCGCUUGCAACGCCAGGGUUGUGGGUUCGUUUCCCACGGGGGGCCAGUGUGAAAAAUGUAUGCACUCACUAACUGUAAGUCGCUCUGGAUAAGAGCGUCUGCUAAAUGACUAAAAUGUAAAUGUAAAAUGUUGCUUCAAUAUAUCCACAGAAUUUUCCUUCCUCAUGAUGCCAUCUAUUUUGUGAAGUGCACCAGUCCCUCCUGCAGCAAAGCACCCCCACAGCAUGAUGCUGCCACCCCUGUGCUUCACGGUUGGGAUGGUGUUCUUUGGCUUUCAAGCCUUCCCCCUUUUCCUCCAAACAUAACGAUGGUCAUUAUGGCAAAACAGUUCUAUUUUUGUUUCAUCAGACCAGAGGACAUUUCUCCAAAAAGUACGUUCUUUGUCCCCAUGUGCAGUUGCAAACCGUAGUCUGGCUUUUUUAUAGCGGUUUUGGAGCAGUGGCUUCUUCCUUGCUGAGCGGCCUUUCAGGUUAUAUCGAUAUAGGACUCGUUUUACUGUGGAUAUAGAUACUUUUGUACCUGUUUCCUCCAGCAUCUUCACAAGGUCAUUUGCUGUUGUUCUGGGAUUGAUUUGCACUUUUCGCACCAAAGUACGUUCAUCUCUAGGAGACAGAACGCGUCUCCUUCCUGAGCGGUAUGACAGCUGCGUGGUCCCAUGGUGUUUAUACUUGCGUACUAUUGUUUGUACAGAUGAACGUGGUACCUUCAGGCGUUUGAAAAUUGCUCCCAAGGAUGAACCAGACUUGUGGAGGUCUACAAUUUUUUUUAUGAGGUCUUGGCUGAUUUCUUUUGAUUUUCCCAUGAUGUCAAGCAAAGAGGCACUGAGUUUGAAGGUAGACCUUGAAAUACAUCCACAGGUACACCUCCAAUGAUGUCAAUUUGCCUAUCAGAAGCUUCUAAAGCCAUGACAUUUUCUGGAAUUUUCCAAGCUGUUUAAAGGCACAGUCAACUUAGUGUAUGUAAACUUCUGACCCACUGGAAUUGUGAUACAGUGAAUUAUAAGUGAAAUAAUCUGUAAACAAUUGUUGGAAAAAUUACUUGUGUCAUGCACAAAGUAGAUGUCCUAACCGACAUGCCAAUACUAUAGUUUAACAAGAAAUUUGUGGAGUGGUUGAAAAACGAGUUUUAAUGACUCCAACCUAAGUGUAUGUAAACUUCCGACUUCAACUGUACCUAUAUGAAGUCCGCUCUUUUUCAGCACAGUUCUUUUUAUCAUCCUCUUUUCUGAAUUUAUCCCCCAGUCCUCUACGCAUCAGGAUUUCACACCAGCACCCUCUCAUGGUGAAGUAGGGAAUUACAUUGUUGCACUCUGCCCGACUAGAUGAUAUGUGUUGUCUUACGCUCCCUCUCCACCGUCCCCUCCCCCUGUCUCUCUCCAGGUCCAGCUCCAGUCCAGACCAGUCGUAAGCCAGUGGUGGACCGCCGGACCGUGGACCACGGGGGGAUGGGGGGGCUGGGCCUGGGCCUCAGUGACCUCCAGUCCAUGGCUAGAGAGGAGGGAGAGGGCAUGGAGACCACUGAGACAGAGUCCCUGUCCCCCACACACACACCCCUACCCUCACUGGAGCAACUACUCACCUCCCCAGACCCCAAACAGGGUAUGUGUUUGUGUCCAUGCAUGAUUUCAAUGGCUACAUACUGUAGUUGUUGGUUUUAUUCCCACAAGAGACACAUAUUUGAGAUACUGUGUCUUUGAAUACAACUGUCUGCUAAAGGGACAUUUGUUUGUGGGAUUGGUUCCAGAGCCGUUUGUGUGGCAGGUGGAGCCAACUAAAGAGGAGUUAAAUCAGAAGUUGGCCACAGCUACACGCAGUAUGGAACACAUGAACAGUCUACUGCAUGAGACCGAGGCUACCAAUGCUGUUCUGAUGGAACAGGUCAACGUAUGUACACACACUCUCUCUCGCUCUCUCUUUUACAGUGCUCACGCAUUCAUACUUGUGUCAAUAUUCUUUCUUCUCUAGCUGUUGAAGUCUGAGGUGCGUCGUCUGGAGCGUAACCAUGAGAGAGAGAAGAGUGUAGCCAACCUGGAGUAUCUGAAGAAUGUCCUCCUGCAGUUCAUCUUCCUGCGGUCAGGCAGCGAGAGACAGGCUCUGCUCCCCGUCAUACACACCAUGUUACAACUCAGCCCUGAGGAGAAGAAUAAACUGGGUGCUAUCGCAAUGGGUAGGUACACUACCGGUCAAAAGUUUUAGAACACCUACUCAUUCAAGGGUUUUUCUUUAUUUUUACUAUUUUCUACAUUGUAGAAUAAUAGUGAAGACAUCAAAACUAUGAAAUAACACAUAUGGAAUCAUGUAGUCUUAGCCAAAGCUGUCAUCAAGGCAAAGGGUGGCUAUUUAGAAGAAUCUCAAAUAUAAAAUAUAUUUUGAUUUGUUUUGGUUACUACAUAAUUCCAUAUGUGUCAUUUCAUAGUUUUGAUGUCUUCACUAUUAUUCUACAAUGUAGAAAAUGGUAAAAAUAAAGAAAAACCCUUGAAUGAGUAGGUAAUCUAAAACUUUUGACCGGUAGUGUACACACACACACUGUUUACACAGACACACCAACACACACGCUGUACAUACACACACAUACUCUCUCUCUCACACACACACACACACACCCAUCGAUCGCUCAGUGUGAGUAGUAAGUUAAGUGAAAUUGCAGAGAAAUCAACAUUUUAUGUAGGUCAACAUUGGAAUCAACCGGGCCCGAGGUUGAUUUUAUUUGCCCCACUAAGUUUUCGGAGCAAUUUUUUUACUGUAAAAACACCAGCAAAUUAGCUCUAAGUGAUUUGUUCCAAAUCUGUUCCAAAGUAUUCCCACGCAUAGAGAGCUAUACACAGAGUAUACAAAACAUUGACAUAGACUGACCAGGAGAAAGCUAUGAUCUCUUAUUGAUGUCACCUGUUAAAUCCACUUCAAUCAGUGUAGAGACAGGUUAAAUAAGGAUGUUUAAGCCUUGAGAUAAUUGACACAUGGAUUGUGUAUGUGUGCCAUUCAGAGGGUGAAUGGGAAAGACAAAAUAUUUAAGUGCCUUUGAACGGGGUAUGGUAGUUAGUGCCAGGCCACUGGUUUGAGUGUGUCAAGAACGGCAACGCUGCUGGGUUUUUCCAUGCUCAACAGUUUCCUAUGUGUAUCCAGAAUGGUCCACCACCCAAAGGACAUCCAGCCAACAUGACACAACCUUGGGAAGCAUUGGAGUCAACAUGGGCCAGCAUCCCUGUGGAACGCUUUUGACGCCUUGUAGUGGCCAUGCUCCAACAAAUUGAAGCUGUUCUGAGGACAAAAGCUGGUGCAACUCAAUAUUAGGAAGGUGUUCCUAAUGUUUUGUACACUCAGUGUAUGUGAUCGUUUACAAAUGUAAGCAAGGUUUUAAAUUAUUAUGUUUUAGUCAAAUAUUAUACGGAGUGGCUAUGGAUAAGGAGUUUCUGUAUCCCAAUUUGCCCAGGCAAAAAAUAUGUAUAUUUCUGGGCAUUUUACAUAGCUGAGUUCCGACUCCGCUGCCUACGUAGCUGCUGUGCUGAGUGCUCCGCUGCCGCAAUGAUCGCCUUUGUUUUGGUUAUUUUUUCAUCGUCAUUGCGAACAUUGCCUAAGCUGCGCAGGAGGCUGUCAAGUAGUGUUAUUUUUUCAGGAACUACGAUAUGGCAGCAACUAUAAAGAUUAGCCUACAUCACACAAAACGCGAAUCGUUUUUUCUUCAAAGUGUAGGGACUGAGUCCUGCUUGUGCAACAACUGCAAUAUCCGUUGCAACAGACAGACCGAGAAGGUUGUAGCCUUUUAUAAUAUAUGUUUUGGAAUGUUUAUUCAAAUCGCUGCAGUGUUUUUAUUUCAACUGUUCAGAAAUAUGAGACAUGGGCUAUAUCAUCAUGGUUCAGAAGAGUGAAGGGAUGGGGAGUGUGAGCAGCAGCUACGUUAGAAAAAUGAAUGUGUGCGUAAAAUCACACAUGCGCAGAACGUGAUCUGGAUUCUAAGCUUUAAAAAAUAGGUUUCCUAAAGUGGCCAAUAUUAUAUCUGUUUGGGCUUCUUGCGAUUAAUUUGCUGUCAACUAAUUAUUAGUAAUUAUGUUUCGGCCCCCCUGACCAUCUGCUCAAGAAAAAAUCGUCCCAUGGCUGAAUCUAGUUCAUGAUCCCUGGUAUAGUGUAUAUGUCCCAUGGCUGAAUCUAGUUCAUGAUCCCUGGUAUAGUGUAUAUGUCCCAUGGCUGAAUCUAGUUCAUGAUCCCUGGUAUAGUGUAUAUGUCACAUGGCUGAAUCUAGUUCAUGAUCCCUGGUAUAGUGUAUAUGUCCCAUGGCUGAAUCUAGUUCAUGAUCCCUGGUAUAGUGUAUAUGUCCCAUGGCUGAAUCUAGUUCAUGAUCCCUGGUAUAGUGUAUAGUAAAUACUGUAGUGUCCUACCUGUGUCUCUGAACCUGUCUCUGUUCUGCUUCAGGUGAGGAGGAGGUGGGAGGAGCAAGAGGCUCCGGAUGGACCUCCUACCUACACAGCU